GGGAAAUCAUUCGUUUUACACGUAUAUAUAUCACCGACAUGACAUAACAUAACCUAUAACUUUUAAAAGCAAAUUUAUUAAUAUUGGCUUAAAAUAAGUUAAAUUAAAAUGGGGAUUUAUUCGCGGUGCGUAUUAUUUUCGAAAAUAUAUACCCCCGGUUUAAAAAAAUCGGCCUUUUUAAGUCUAAAUUCAACACAAAGGUUAAUAACAUUAAAAAGAGAAAAAACGUUAACUAUUAAUAGUAUAUUAAGUGUAAAUAUCCAUAAUAGUACGAAUUUAUUAAAACGAAGAAAAGAUUCGGAAGAAAGAAAAAAACCCAAUUUAAGAGAAUACUCUCCAAAACAAAAAUUAGAAGUAAUCGAUGUUUGGAGAAACAUAACCGUAAAAGAACUAGCAGAAAUAAUGAAUAAAAACACAUCAUACAUUGAAGAACUCUUUUUAAACAACAUAAAGGGCUCAUCAACCGUGUUAUCAGACCUCAAAGAACUUCAACUCGCCAUAAGACGAAGUGGAAAACGCAUGAGAAUCAUACCAAAGCCUUCAGAAACUGAAGACUUUCAAGACGAAGAUGUUUCUCCAAGACCUCCACCAGAUCCAUCCGUUUUACAGAGGCGACCACCCGUCGUCACAGUAAUGGGACAUGUCGAUCAUGGAAAAACAACCCUUUUAGAUAGUUUACGACACUCAAAUGUUGUUGAUCGCGAGUUUGGGGGAAUUACUCAACAUAUUGGAGCUUUUUCGGUUUCUUUGGAUUCUGGGGCUAGAGUUACGUUUUUAGAUACUCCGGGGCAUGCUGCUUUCACUUCAAUGAGGGAAAGGGGGGCUAAUAUAACGGAUAUUGUUGUUUUGGUUGUUGCUGCUGAUGAUGGCGUAAUGGAACAAACUGUGGAAUCAGUUCGAAUGGCUAAACAAGCCAAUGUUCCAAUUCUUGUCGCAAUAAAUAAAAUAGACGCCCCAAAAGCAAAUGUACAAAGAACGGAGCAAAUGCUUUUAGAAAUUGGAAUUCAAGUAGAAAAUCAAGGUGGAGACGUCCAAUCUGUUCCAAUUUCCGCUUUAAAAAAGAAAAAUUUAGAUCAACUCACCGAGGCUUUAGUUCUUCAAGCAGAUCUCCUUCAAAUUAAAGCAGACCCAACGGGACCCGCAGAAGGCGUUAUCAUUGAAAGUAAACUAGAUCGACAUCGUGGAAAAUUAUGUACAGCAAUUGUGCAAAGAGGUACAUUAAAAAAAGCAGCUGUUUUAGUUGCGGGAAAUGUUAUGGGGAAGGUGAGAGUGUUACGCGAUGCUGACGGAAAAGUUUUGGACGAAGUUAAACCGGGAUAUCCAGUUGAAAUUGAAGGAUGGAAGGAUUUACCCCAAGCUGGGGAUAUUAUAUUGGAAGUUGAAACGGAAAAAAAAGCUCGAAAUGUUUUAAAGACACGCGAAGAAAAAAACGUAAAGGAUAAAGAAGAAGAAAACUUAGCGAUAAUUGAAGCUAAAGAAAAAGAACAUUCAAAGAUUUAUCAAGAAAAAUUAAAACUGCGUAGGAGUUUGGGGAGAUUUAAAUUAAGACCUGAAGGUCCGCGAAAACCAGAAUAUAAAAGAGAUGAUACAUCACCCCAUUUGAAUAUAAUCCUAAAAUGUGAUGUAAAUGGAACUUUAGAAGCGAUAUUAAAUGUUCUAUCAACGUAUGAAUCACAAGAGUGUCCCCUAGAUAUAGUUCAUUUUGCUGUUGGUCCCAUUACAGAGUCUGAUGUUGAAAUAGCAAAAGCUUUUAAUGCUGUGAUUUACACUUUUAAUGUUACAAACCCUGAAAACAUCAUCAACGACGCAAAUAACUCAAAAUUAUCCAUCCAACAACAUAAUGUAAUCUAUAAAUUAAUCGAUGACGUAAAAGAACAAAUUAAUUCACGUCUACCAAUGAAAGAAGUCGAAGAAAUCGUUGGCGAAGCUCAAGUUUUACAACAAUUCGAAAUUAACGAGGGUAAAAGAAAAGUUCCUGUCGCAGGAAGUCGAUGUACAAAAGGAGUACUUAAAAAGAAUUUGAUGUACAGAUUGGUUAGGGAUGGGAGUCCUAUUUAUGAGGGAUCGUUAUUCUCAAUGAGACAUUUGAAGAAUGAGGUGGAUACGAUUAAGAAAGGUUUGGAAUGCGGAUUACAAUUACUUGAUAGAGAUAUUAAGUUCGAACAAGGAGAUGUUUUGAUUUGUUUUGAAAAGAAAAUGGAGAAGCAAAAAACCGAUUGGGAUCCUGGGUUUUAAAAUAAUGUUGAUUUUUUUUUUCGUUAAUAAAAGAAAAAAUAAUAA
Onthophagus taurus is the source of this 2280-nucleotide messenger RNA. The record is from RefSeq and is a predicted model, not a curated record. Lineage: Eukaryota; Metazoa; Arthropoda; Insecta; Coleoptera; Scarabaeidae.